ACAAGUGGUGCGUUUUGUAAACAUUGAAUCUUGAAAUAAAUCGUGUAUAUUGCUGAUUUACAAAGCAAAGGGUCGUGUAUUAACAAUAUUUAUUUCAAUAUUGAAUUUUAGCAAUUAAUAUAUAUGCAUCAUAAUCAUUUAAAUGCGAACACGAAUUACCAACUGUUGAUCGGGACUAUAAAUACACAUAUUAUUUUUUCCGGCAUUUGAUGCUUCUCAUCGCACGGGAAAGUCCACAAUUAUUUUUCUAAAUCUAGCCAAUGGCUGUUGCUGUAUCUCGACCCCAUCAUAAGGCAACCAAUCAGAAUGCAUGUGUGAUACAUUAUAAUUUCAAGAUGGCGUGGAUAUCGCCCGAAAUUAAAUCUUCGACCCUUCGGCCGAAGCAAUAACAGUAGUGUAGUAAAUAUGCCAUAAUGAGAUGGGGGGUAUCCUUAGCCAGGAAAAGUUUAUGGAAGGAGAUUCAACGACAUUCAGUCUAGUCCUGGACGCAGAUGGAGUCGAAAUAGAUAAUGAUUUUUUCAACAGUUUAGAAGGAAAUGUCAUCCUCAUGCUACUUAAAACAGGGGAGACCUGGGAACCACAAGACAAUAAAUUCAAUAGACAUGAAAGAGUAACUUUAAAAUCAGAAGAGGAAAAGAUGAUUGCGAUGAUUGAUAAAUUACGUGAAAAAGUUAAAAAAAGGAAACUAGAACCUGCAAGACUUGAUAGGGAGGUGAACAGCACUAGUAGCACUCAAAGCAGUAACUUAAAAUUUCAUUGUGGGUGGAAGCAUUACUCAUUUGCUUCCAACGUGUAUAAGCAAGUAAAAUCCAAUUCAAAAAAACUCAAACUAACUGAUUGUGGGAGCCAAAUUAUAUUUGUUAAAUAUAAUGCAACAUAUGAGGAGGUAAUAGAGAAGCUUACAGAUAAAUAUUACCCCUGUGGCAGAAGCAAGAAAGGGUCUUUACAUAAAAUGACACUGAGCUUGAGAUCUUUCACUGAAACAAUAAACAGAGAAAAUUUUUCAGCGUUACAAUUCUACAACGAACGUAAAACUUCAGAAGCAAGGAUUUACCUGUUGUCUAAGGAAAAGAUACAUGACAUGCUUGCCAUAACCGAUUCCGAUUCUGAUGAAUUGGAAAGUUUAGGAUUUCCCGGAAACAUGUCCCCACCAGAGCCUGAAAUAAUACUAGGAGUUGGAAAGCCUAUGACAUCUCCAGCCAUGAAUGUUCCUUUUAGAUCAUCAACACUAGGAACACCGAACAUUGCAACUCCUCAGGCAAUUGUUUCUAGUAGAACACCUACACUAGGAACACCCACACUAGGAACAUCAAUAGGAGCUUUUGGUGGAACACCAAUAGGUGCUACUGAUACAAACAAACCUAUUGUAUUUCAUGCUGAUACACCUACAGUUACAUUCUCAUAUGACAGACGCUGUCAGAUCUGUGUGGACCGGGAAAGGGAUGCCUACCUGUCACCUUGUGGUCACACAUUUUGUCUUGUCUGUGCAUUGCAAGUUGAAAAUAUGGGGCAAAACUGUCCAUCCUGUAGGGGGGAAAUUGACAAAGUGUGUUCCAUGUUUCUAUAAGUUGUUAUUCAUGUUGAUAGAUUGUACUUUUUUGUAAUAGGAGUGUAAAUGUAAAAUGAUAUUAUGUUUGCAAGUAUUAGACAAAUAUAUAUGCUGGUUCAAAGAAUGAGGUAGAAAGAUGUAAGCAAAUGUUUUUUUUUCUUUUCAAAGUGUGAAAAAGCAUUAAAUAAUGUUAUUUAAUGAACUGAAGUAUAUUAAGGUAAAAAAUUACUUAUUUUUACUUCAUCUACAAUUUAGGUAUGUGAAAUGUUAAAAAAACUUCCUUUUCACGAAAUUCAGUAUUAAUGACUAUUCGGGGACUAUUCUUUUAAUCACAAAAUUUAUGUUAAUAGAAAAUUGUCGGAAAUUGUAGUCAGUGUGUAGUGUCCAUAACCAUCCGAAUUCUUGUAAAAAAGUGUAUUUUAAAGAUUUGUCUUUUCAGAAAU
Molecule: messenger RNA, 1992 nt
Organism: Mytilus californianus (California mussel)
Lineage: Eukaryota; Metazoa; Mollusca; Bivalvia; Mytilida; Mytilidae
Exons: 7
Coding region: 419-1567 (382 amino acids)
Biological process (GO): apoptotic process
Source: RefSeq, a predicted model, not a curated record